Messenger RNA from Erythranthe guttata (spotted monkey flower), 1805 nucleotides. RefSeq names its product Exostosin family protein. Gene Ontology annotation, molecular function: glycosyltransferase activity. The record is from RefSeq and is a predicted model, not a curated record. Lineage: Eukaryota; Viridiplantae; Streptophyta; Magnoliopsida; Lamiales; Phrymaceae.
AUUUUGAGGAAAAAAAAGAAAAAAAGUUGCCUUCCUUCUAACGACAGUUGCUCUCCACUUGAUCUAAUCAGUGGACACUUCAAUUUAGAGGUGAUUUCUUGUUGAGGCGAUUAAACCGCCGGAAAAUGGCCGGAAGACACCACUCCUCUGCCUCCGCCGCCCCAAAAUCUCAGCGAUCUCCGCUCCUUCUAUUCACUCUCUCUCUCAUCUUCCUCUGUAUUCUCUUCUACAUUUUCGCCUCUUCUUCGUCUCCCUCUUCCACCACUCUCCGCCCUAGCACAAUCCACGCGGCCUCAAACUCCGUAGUCGACUAUUCUUUCGUUUCUUCACUCGACAAUUUCCUGAUCAACUCCAAAUCCAAAUCUUCCUCUACGGUUCCAGACGAUACAGUUCGAGGCGAUGUUACAGAACAUGAUGUGAAGAUGCUCGACGAUUUGAUUUCACAAGUAGAGGAGAAACGGAUUUUUGGAGACGAAAAUUCGUUUUACUCACCAGUUAGGGUUUAUGUGUACGAUAUGCCGUCGAAAUUCACCUACGAUUUACUCUGGCUGUUUCAGAGUACAUAUAGAGACACUACUAAUCUCACUUCUAAUGGCAGUCCUGUUCAUCGAUUAAUCGAGCAACAUUCUAUUGAUUACUGGUUAUGGGCGGAUUUGAUUGCGCCAGAGUCGCAGAGGUUACUGAAGAAUGUGGUUAGAGUUAACAAACAGGAGGAGGCAGACUUGUUCUACAUUCCAUUUUUCACUACAAUAAGCUUUUUCUUAAUGGAGAAACAGCAAUGCAAGGCGCUUUAUAGGGAAGCCCUGAAGUGGGUUAUGGACCAACCAGCUUGGAAGCGGUCUGAGGGUAGAGAUCAUAUCUUACCAGUUCAUCAUCCUUGGUCUUUUAAAUCUGUUCGGAAGUUUAUGAAGAACGCAAUCUGGCUCCUUCCAGACAUGGACUCAACUGGGAAUUGGUAUAAACCUGGACAAGUUUACCUUGAGAAAGACGUGAUACUCCCAUAUGUUGCCAAUGUUGAUUUGUGUGACUCCAAAUGUUCAAUAGAUUCAAAGAGAACCACACUGCUAUUUUUCCGUGGAAGGCUGAAAAGGAAUGCUGGUGGGAAAAUUCGUGCUAAACUUGUGACGGAGCUUAACGGCGCCAAGGAUGUGAUCAUAGAGGAGGGUACUGCCGGAAAGGAAGGAAAAGCUGCAGCUCAGAUUGGCAUGCGCAAGUCUAUAUUUUGCCUUAAUCCAGCUGGUGAUACUCCUUCAUCUGCUAGGUUGUUUGACGCAAUUGUCAGUGGGUGCAUUCCUGUAAUUGUUAGUGAUGAACUGGAGCUUCCUUUUGAAGGAAUACUUGAUUAUCGCAAGAUAGCUGUAUUCGUUUCUUCUAGUGAUGCCGUGCAGCCAGGGUGGCUCGUAUCAUUUUUAAGAAGCAUUUCUCCCACUCAAAUUAGAGAGAAGCAAAUGAAUUUAGUUAAGUACUCAAGGCACUUUUUAUAUUCCCAUCCAGCACUGCCAAUGGGUCCAGAAGACUUAGUUUGGAGAAUGAUAGCAGGUAAAUUGGUGAACAUAAAGCUUCAUUUAAGGAGAUCGCAGCGUGUGGUGAAAGAAUCUAGAAGCGUGUGCACUUGCGACUGCAGGCGUCCCAAUAGUACUAACCCAAUACCCUAGUCUUAUUAAUUGUUUUUUUUCAUCCUUUCAUUUAUUUUUUGGUCAGUUUAUGUAAUUGUUUGUUCUUGUUAUUACAAAUUGAGAACUGUGUUGGACAAUAAUUAAAAGUAAAGAGAAUAUACUGGACCUAAAAUGAAGAUGCUUCCUCCA